AUGCUUCCCAUGUACGGACUCCCAUACCAGGACCACACAGAUUCCUCUGUGUGGUACAGUCCCCAAGAACCCAGCACUGGACACAUCACGGAAAACGAAUAUCAUGGGGCCUCUCGCAAGACACGAGGCCGAGAAAGUCGCGAGGCGGACGCCAUAGAUGGACUGCUGCAGAUGGCUCGUUGCCAGUCGACGACCGACACGAGAGCCACCUGCAAUGGCCCAGCGACCAUAUCAGCAACCACCACUGGCGAAACUCUGCCACCCGUGUACGAGCCAGUAGACCAAGAAGAGUGGGUGGCCUGUUGUGCCUUUCCCAGAAGCCGACGCUUGUGUUCAGUCACCGAACCCGAUCCUUCCCAUGCCCUGUGUGCAGAUAUCCGAUUACAGAAACGUCUUGGGCACUUCCCCGAAAGCCAUAGCAGAGCAAGGACAGAAGAUGCAAUAGUGCGCCGCCGGUUCACUACACCAUGUGAAACUGCCUCUAUGGAUGGUUUGCUUGUCAGAUGUGGCUGGAUGGCACCCCUUAUCCCGAGCGACCAUUCUGUGAGCGACAUCUUGCCAGCAGAUUUCGAUGACUCCGACGAGACCGAAACCGAUCCUGAUCUAGGGACAAUUGAUUCCGAUGACAAAGAGGAAGAGUACUAUCCCGGGAAUAUUAGAGAAAAUGGACCAAUGCAUACCGGCCAAUGUCAAAGGAGAACGUCCUGUUCUUGCUGUCCACAACACAUAAGCCCCGGGUUGAAGAGCGCUGGCCAUCAGUCUCUGGCUCAAGGGCAUGUGUGUUGCUGCUUAAGCAAUGAUGCCGCGUCGCUUGAGGUAGGGUUCAUGGAAAGCGGCGAAGAUAGUUCCCAGGACAGUUCUCAAGGCAACGGGCCUCGAAGAGCCGACACAUCAAAGCCUUCGGUGAAGGAUCGUUAG
This is a messenger RNA of Colletotrichum higginsianum IMI 349063, 918 nucleotides long. RefSeq lists its product as uncharacterized. Lineage: Eukaryota; Fungi; Ascomycota; Sordariomycetes; Glomerellales; Glomerellaceae. The transcript has a single exon. The record is from RefSeq and is a predicted model, not a curated record. The coding region runs from base 1 to 918 and encodes 305 amino acids.